Molecule: messenger RNA, 2068 nt
Organism: Drosophila bipectinata
Lineage: Eukaryota; Metazoa; Arthropoda; Insecta; Diptera; Drosophilidae
Source: RefSeq, a predicted model, not a curated record
CAGGUCGGAGGUUUGUCAAAUUUUUGUGCGAGAAUUUAGUUAAAUUUUGGGUUUUUCGAAAUCGGUGUGAAAUGGCUUAUAAUCGUCAAAAAGGAGGAGCAAACUGCCCACCCUGCGGGCCACCACCGGGGUGUUGCGGGCCCUGCCCACCACAAUGUCCUCGUCCGGGGGUACCGCCCUGCAUACCCUGCCAGCCACCAAUGGUUCGCUUGGAUAAACUAUGGCCAGAGCCCUAUGAUCCCUGCUCGUUCAAGAACUGUCUGAUCUUCGGAUCUCAUGACGAGCCCUACGCCCAGGCCUUCGAUCCCAAGGAGUGCAUGCGUAAUCGUCGCAAUGACAUUGACCGAUCCCUGGGAUAUCCCAUUGGGGUUGUGGCGGGCACAAUACCAGUCAAGGCGGGAGUCCCCAACAAGGAAUCUAUCCAAUAUGCCUCCAAUCUGAAGGGCUUUGCCCAUUCCUAUUACACCCGGAGGGAUGAAUGGAAGCAGGACAUGAUCGACUUUGUGGUAAAAGAGGGGGAAGUGCUCUUUGGUGAUUCCGAGAACAUGGAGAUGCCCAACUUCACCGAUGCCCCGGAUGUCUAUGACGAAAACGAGAUCCGGGUGACGCGUCACUUCAAGAUCAACGACAUCGAGUUUGCCCUGGAGCUGGAGUCGGCCUUCGAGGUCUACGGCUAUCCGAGUGUUAUACGGAACGCCCGGAGGAUCCUCAGGGCCUUCUUCAAGAAGUACAAGUACGGACUCUUCUUUACCCCCAACUGGUAUAUGCUGAUCUGGAAGGAGAAGGGCGUGUGGAUGGUCCUGGAUCUGAAUGGUCGGGAGCUGGACACCAUGAAGCCGAACACUGAUGGCGGCCUUCCUGUGCUGUUGGCCCUCAAGUCCCUGGACAAUGUCAUCUGGCUGAUCAAGAAGGAGAGCGACCUGGAGAAGACCCAAACCUUCACCAUUAGAGAGAUCUUGGUGGUGAGGUUGGCCACUCCCGGAUCUGAGGGCCAGAGCUGGGAGCGAGAGCAUGGAAUGCGGAUGAGCCAGUUCGAUGUGAUUGCCUCGGACUACGCCUACGUCAAGUCCAACCUGCAUCUCACCCUGAACCCCAACGAUGCCCUGAGGAAUCGCAGUGCCCUGCCCGUAGCUGUGGCCACCGCCUUGGCCUCCAAAAUCGACCAUCCCGCCACCUGGGACAUGAAAAUGUUCGACAAGGUCCUGUGCUAUGGCGUCAAUAUGUGCAAGAACUGCUGGGAGCCCUGCGUGGAUCUCAGCAAGCCAAUGGAUCUGGACGAGUUUCCCCGGCAGAUCCGCCUGGGACAGUUUGUGGCCGAGAUCCUGCUCUCCCCGAACGUCUACGAGGGCUGGUGGAAGUGCGUCCCCAUGUACAAGUUCAACGAUUUCCACCUGAUGCUGGAGAAGGCCCUCGACCAGAACGACUACGUCAUCUUCCAGAUCAACAACCAGAUGUACUCGCUGUGGAAAAAACAGGGCUUCAUCUACUUGAUGGACCCGUAUCGCCACAACAUUGUGGGUCGGAUUCUGGAGGAGGGCGAAGACCCGAAAAGCGCCUCGGUUCGCAUGUUCGGAAACAUGGAUCGCAUGCUGAGUGUCUUCCAUCAGAUCCUGCUGGAAUCCAAUCGAUCGGCCAUAUUUCACAUCCACACUUUGAAGAUCAGAAAUAUAACAGAGUGUCCACCAGGCACUGCUCCGGCUCUCCUGCCGCCGGAUCAAGACGUGGAAGUGCGUUCACUGAACGAGAACAUACGCUUCGACGAGAACUACGACAAGUGUCUGGAAGAGCUGGGCGAGAUCAGCGACUUCGAGGAGGAUCUGGCCUCGGAGAUCGAGCCCAUUAUCGAGGUCAGUUCCUCGGAGGAGAUGGUCGAGGAGGAAGAGGGCGGCGGCGGCGGCGAAGUCGAAGGCGGCGAGGGCGAGGACGACGAGGAUUAAAGUCGAAAUACUUUGGAUUUUACUUAAGGUCCUUUGGCUUGUAGAACCUUUGGCUUUGUGGAUAUUUCACUAAAAAUUUAAAAGUUUAAAAGAAAAAUCAACUUUAAGACUAAAUAUAACUAUAAACAGAA